GUCGGUUUAUUCACGCACAAAUUCUCACCUCUGUUCAUCAUUGACUAGAACAACGUGGAUCACGGGAAAAGCGAGAGACAACUAAAAAUAAAAAGGAAAUAGCAAACGUCAACUGUGGAACCGCGUCCUUCUCAGUGGCCACUUUUUCCUUCUUCCAUUACCUUCUGUUAUUUGUUUAUUCACUUCGCGCACGUAUAUCUAUUUCUAUCGCAGAUUGUCGACGGCGCGGUGGUGACGCCCCAAAAUUUGUUUGUUCUCUAUCUUGUACCGGUUUUUUUUGUUGGUUCUCUACGUGUGUGUAUGUUGCCUUCAACCGUUUCACCGUCCUUUAUUUAUUUAUUUUUCUCAAAAGCGUUGGCGUACGUCUCGACUGUCUCGCAGUGCUCAACUGUGGGCGAAGGAGAAAUACAAACAAACAAAUAGCAAAUAAAUUGUACGGUUCACCUGUGUUUUCUUCAUUGUGCACCGUUCUCGUGUGCUUAUCUCCUUUUUUUUUUACCUUUACAUCGGAGAGCUAGAGAACAUAUUUAUAUAAUAAUAAGUAGUGCUGGAAGAAGAGUGCAUCACACGCGCCAACGGCAGGAUAUAUUCUGCGGAACGCUUCUCAGCUGCACCGAACGUUCGCCAGCAAUUACAAACACAGCCUACAUAUAUAUAUAUAUAUAUAUUAAAUACCGUCUGCGUUGAAAAUACGAUUCGCUGCUCACGAUGGAGCCACGAAAACCGGUCGAGAAGGACCACCCGAAGCUCUCCCCAUCACCGGAGAUGCCCAGCGUGGAGCAGGCUCAGCUGCAGUCGCUGCGCAGCUCUCGCGCCACCAGUGAGGCGCGCUCCGAGCCAGGCCCCAUGUCACCCAGCGGCAACAACAAUAACCUCGGCAGCCCCACCUUUUCCGACGUGCAGAGGGCGUCGUACCGCAGCUCACGUGCCGGCAGCGAGGCACCGCAACGGGAGCCGAUGGCGGCCAGCCCCACCGGCGGGUCCCGGCGAGAGGCCUACGCCUCGUAUCGAAGCUCUCGUGCGGGGAGCGAAGCGCCGGACCGCCUCGCCGCCUCCGGGUACGACAUGGGAGAUGAACGGUCCGCGCGCAGCUCUCGCGCUGGCAGUGAGGCGCCCGACCGCGGCGGUGUUGGUGGCGGUGGUGGUGGCGGGGGCAAGGAAGGACCGACAAUUCCGUCACCGAAGCGAACGCCGCAGAAGACGAAGCCGAGCACGAUGUUCAUUUCAGCCUCGAGUGGGAAUCGCGCUGCACGGGGUGGUGCCGGUCUGAGUGGUGGUCUCUUCGGCGAGAGCUACGGCGGCGGUGUCAGGGCCCCUCAGUCGGUCCGCGAGCACAUUCAGAACGUGGAGCAGCGGCUCUACGGCACCGUCUCACGCGCUACCACGACUUUCCAGUUCUACCAGAAGCUGCACUACCCACUAGAGGACCCGAAUGCGGUGGAGGAGGUGGACGUGGAAGACAACGCCACCGAGCGAGGCGAGAAGGCCAUGAGUGAGUCCAUGCCGUCUGCGAUGAGUCUCCAGGGCAAAGAGCCGUCCCCGCAGCCGCGUCUGGGUAGCCAUUUAAACGCCGGCAACGAAACGGGAACUCCAUCUCCUGCGAUCCGCAUCGAGGGCGAGGGGGGCUCCUCCGACGGCCUCGGCGGUGGAGUGACCUCCUCCUCCCCCGCUUCCUUUGUCGGUUCUCGGUCGCCGCCGGGCAUAGUCCCGCCUGCGAUGGUGCCAAACAGCAGCAACAGUCUGACCGGCAGCAGCAGCAGCCCCAGCCCGACCUUUGACGAGGCCGCCUUCAACGCCGCCUACGAUGACUCGAAUUUCCUGAACUCGUCGGGCGAAAUGCUGGGCGAGUCGUCCCGCGCUACCACCCACGGUGCCGGCGGCAACGAGGAGAGCGCGCUGCAGUCGGUCAGUGUGGUGGCCAUGACAUCGCUGAUGGACCCGAUGAGCGGGGCGCCGGUGCUGGGCGUCUGCCUCGGGGACUACAGCGGCCAUAUUGAGUACUUCGAGGUCAGCACCGCAGACAGCUACAACGCCCCGAUACGGCGCAGUAAGUCGGUGAUGCAGAUGCGACCAACGUACGGUGCGUCGGAGGGGUCGGCGCUGCCGGGGGUGCAGCUCUUCAACACUCGCGGCUCGUGGCGGCGCAGCAGCGAUGACGGGACGGCGACGACGGCGAGCCCGCACCCCGGCGGCGACAGCAACAGUAUGGACUCCGCGGCGACGGAGAACAUUAUGCGCGACAUGCGCGGACGCGAGGUGCUGCGACGGCACUCGCACAAAGCCUUUGUGAAGUCCAUCAACGCCCUUACCUCGGUGGCGGUGGAGCCGUACGUGAAGUGUCUCACUUUUGUCCGUCCACGGUGCUCGCCGAGCAUGAUCAGCUACCUCACCGCCAACGAGCGCGUGAUUAAGCUGUUUCACGUGCGCCGCGAGGGCUUCAGUCCCUUCAACGCGUUUCCCGGUAUGGAGGAGGUGAUUGGCAAGACGUUUGCCGGGUCGCGCUACUUCGCUCGACUGCCACCGCAGCCGGCAAUCCUGCCCAUUAAAGAGUUCGGUCCCGUCACGAACAGCAUCCAGGCCCUCAGCGUGUCGGCGGACGGCGAGACCUUCAUGAGUGUAGAGGACCUGCAGGUGUUCUGGUGGCACUUUGAGACCGAGGACACCACCAAAGCCACCUGCAUUGCAGAUCUGCGACCGCCGUCUGGUGCGCUGGACGAGGUCGAGGAGCUGGUGACCGCCUCUUCCUUUCACCCCACGCACAGUUCUCUUUUUCUGCUGACGCGCAGCUCGGGCGUGCUGAACAUUGGCGAUCUGCGUGACCCACCUUCGCGGCAGAAGCGCAAGUACGCCAUCCGGUCCGAGCUGACACCGCAGCAGAACCCGCUGAGCUGUCCCGCGUACGACGAGAUCUUGUGCAGCAUCUCGGACGCGUCCUUCCUUGGACCCGAUCACGUGGUCACCCGCGACUACUUGAGUUUAAAGCUGUGGGAUUUGCGCAAGCCCGAUCAGCCGUGUGCGAUGAUGCCCGUGAUGAACUACGUCUCCAAGUACCUCGACUCCCUGUACGAGAACGACUCCAUCUUUGACCGCUUCCCGGUUGCCGUGGACGACGUCUCUGGAACGGUCGUGACGGGUCUGUACGACGGUGCGGUGGCGGUGUGGCAGCCCUUGUACACCUCGCUGCCGCUCUCGGACUCGCUCGUGCACUACCGCGCUGAUCCGUUUGCGGAGCCGGGCGACGUAGCCGCCGGCGGUGUGGUGACGGUGCCGGAGCUGGAGAAGACCUUGGCGGAGGCCUGGGCACAGACGUUGGCCGCUCCGCAUCAGACCCAUAUGCCACAGAGCACGAACGAGGACGAGGAUGGUGCGAUGGGGAUCGCGGAGGAGGCGAUCCCGGAGCCGUUUACCAACAAGGUGCUCACGAUUGCCAUCGCUCCAGGCGGUGAGAGGUUUGGCUACACGUACAAGAACGGUCGGUUGGUGUACGUGUUUGAGCGUAGAAGUGAGUUCUAA
Leptomonas pyrrhocoris is the source of this 3513-nucleotide messenger RNA. RefSeq lists its product as hypothetical. The record is from RefSeq and is a predicted model, not a curated record. The transcript has a single exon. Gene Ontology annotation, biological process: peptidyl-serine dephosphorylation. The coding region runs from base 709 to 3513 and encodes 934 amino acids. NCBI's taxonomy places the organism in Eukaryota, Euglenozoa, Kinetoplastea, Trypanosomatida, Trypanosomatidae. Gene Ontology annotation, molecular function: protein phosphatase regulator activity; protein binding. Gene Ontology annotation, cellular component: protein phosphatase type 2A complex; cytosol.